UCACAUUAUCGACGGCGACUUUUUUCAUAUGUGCCAAAAGAACAGAUGGGAACGACAAGACUCUCCGUCACCAUCUCCUACCGCCGGAUGGCGAUCUGCGCCGCACCGAUGGCCGAGAAAAAACCGGCAGCUCCCGUUUUUACCGUGCAGUAGUCCUUGGGCCUUCCCUCCCCAGAAUUGUACCCUGAUUCGGAUUCAGGUCGUUGCCUCGGUGGCGAUCUGGAGUUUGAUGGUUGGUGGUCGUUUUGGGGUGUCGCUUUAGUCGCUGUCGUUACCUUGGGGCAAAUGAUCGCAUCGAAGGGUAUUAAGUGGAGACGCGGGUACUCGAGGUCAGGGUUUCUGGUAAAACUCCACAUUUCAUGCCUUGAAUAAUCCCUCUUUGACGGAUUCAGUGAGUUAGGGAUCAGCGGAGACGACUGGUUUAAAAUAGGCAAAAGCAGCGAUUGUCAGCUUCUGUCGUCACAGCGCCGAGGGAAUUGGAUCUUGAAAGAGAUCAUAAAAAUGUCAGGUUGAGGCAACAUGCAGAAUUAUUAUCUGUGGAGGUGACCGAAAUAAGUGAGCAUGAGUUGUUCUUGUUUUGGUGCUUUGUUUUCCUGCAAAAAACAUAUUAAGCCUACUGAACAGCGCACCAAUGGAUUUUUAUCAGUUAAGAAUAUAAGACUUUUCUCAUACGUUGAGCUAAAAUCAGCUACAGUUAAUUUUCAUCCAAGCAACAAGAUUGGCCAGGGUGGUUUUGGAACAGUAUACAAGGGAGUUCUUAUGAAUGGAGUAGUUGUUGCAAUAAAGGUACUCUCCACAGAAUCUCGGCAAGGAGUCAGCGAAUUCUUGACUGAGAUUGAUGUCAUUACAAAUGUCAAGCAUCCAAACCUUGUUGAGCUUAUUGGUUGCUGUGCCGAGAGCAGUAACCGCAUUUUAGUAUAUGAAUUUUUGGAAAAUAGUAGUCUUGAUCGUGCAUUACUGGGUCGAAACUGUGAUGCCAGCAAGCUGAACUGGCACAUCAGGUCAGAGAUUUGUUUGGGAAUUGCCAGGGGAAUUAUCCAUCUUCACGAGGAUCUUGUACCACCGAUUGUUCAUAGAGACAUCAAACCUAGCAAUAUUCUCCUCGACAGUAAUUUUGCCCCCAAGAUUGGAGAUUUUGGUGUGGCCAAGCUAUUUCCUGAUAAUAUUACUCACAUCAGUACACGCGUAGCAGGAACAACUGGUUACCUGGCGCCUGAGUAUGCUUUGCAGGGACAUUUAACCAAGAAAGCUGACAUAUAUAGCUUCGGAGUAGUCCUUCUCGAAAUAAUUACUGGCAGAAGCAACUCAAGGUCAUUUUCAGAAUGCGGGAAACCACUUUUGGAAUGGGUAUGGAGUUUGUUUGAAGAAAAUAGCCUUAUUGAGGUGGUAGAUCCGGCUCUGGAGGAGUACCCCCAAGAACAAGUCUUGAGGUAUACCAAGGUAGCACUUUUCUGCACACAAGCAGCAGCUGCGCGGCGGCCAUCCAUGCUCCAAGUGGUAGACAUGCUAAGUAUGCCGGUGCAACUUAACGAUGAGGAGAUUACCAUCCCUUGUUACAUGGAAGAAGACUCGAGAAAAUUUAUUAGGAGCUUCAGAGCGAAAAAUUCCAACAGUUCGCAGAAGUAUUCCACGAGUACUGAUACAACCAUCCCAUUCACCUCGAGUCAAGUUACUUUCACUGAAAUAUCUCCGAGAUGAGCAUCAACGCAAAAGCAGGGUAGCAUGCGACAUUCUUUUCAUGAGUCUCAUGGAGAAUUCCAACCCUAGCACACAAUUCGGGUGAGCAUGUCUUGAACCCUGAGACUGUUUCAUUAUUUUUUUUUCCUUUCAAGUUUGUAAUCAAUAUAUUUUCCUCAAUAUGUUUGUAUAUAUUACGAUGUAAUCAUGCAAAGAAAGUAGAAAUUUCAAGAGUGUCUAUGGAUUUUCUUGACUA
Zingiber officinale is the source of this 1933-nucleotide messenger RNA. Its product is annotated as putative serine/threonine-protein kinase. The record is from RefSeq and is a predicted model, not a curated record. NCBI's taxonomy places the organism in Eukaryota, Viridiplantae, Streptophyta, Magnoliopsida, Zingiberales, Zingiberaceae. The transcript has 7 exons. Gene Ontology annotation, biological process: protein phosphorylation. Gene Ontology annotation, molecular function: protein kinase activity; ATP binding. Bases 562 to 1698 code for a protein of 378 amino acids.